Messenger RNA from Macrobrachium nipponense, 4144 nucleotides. It is a transcript of the gene glu, whose product is annotated as structural maintenance of chromosomes protein 4-like. The coding region runs from base 72 to 4031 and encodes 1319 amino acids. Gene Ontology annotation, molecular function: ATP hydrolysis activity; protein binding; ATP binding. The transcript has 9 exons. Gene Ontology annotation, biological process: mitotic chromosome condensation. Lineage: Eukaryota; Metazoa; Arthropoda; Malacostraca; Decapoda; Palaemonidae. Gene Ontology annotation, cellular component: chromosome; condensin complex. The record is from RefSeq and is a predicted model, not a curated record.
GAUGGCAACGACAUUGUUGAUACUGGUCUGUGCGCGCCAAAUCGCUUCUCCAAAACCCAGUGCUAUGAUAAAUGAAAAGUAAUAUGCCAUCAGAAAAGCAGAGCAAGGAGAAGAAGGAAAGGGGAAAAAGAAGAAGCAGGAAUAAGGACAAUGAAGACAGUGAAAAGGAAAAGGAAGCUCCACCUUCUGAAUCAGAAAAGGAUAAGGAAGAGGUAGAGAAUGUUGAGUUGCACGACGAAGAGGAGGAAGAGGAAGGGGGAAUUCGUAUAGGAGAUAUAUAUCUCCCUCCUCCACCACCACCCGCUUGCACUUUUGAUAGCACUGGCCCACGUUUAGUUAUAACACACAUUGAGAACGAGUUCUUUAAGAGUUAUGCUGGUCGACAGGUUCUUGGACCAUUCCACAAGAGUUUCACAUCCAUUGUUGGACCAAAUGGAAGUGGAAAAAGUAACGUUAUUGAUUCCAUGUUAUUUGUGUUUGGGUAUCGAGCUCAAAAAAUUCGUUCGAAGAAGAUAUCCGUGCUUAUACAUAAUUCUGAAGCACAUCCAAAUGUUGAGAGCUGCACAGUAGCUGUCCAUUUUCAAAAGAUUAUUGAUAAAGGAGAUGACUUUGAAGUUGUUCCUGAUACUCAUUUUGUUGUGUCAAGGACAGCUUUUAGAGAUAAUUCUUCAUUUUAUCAAAUGAAUGGAAAGAGAUGUCAAUUCAAGCAGGUAGCCAAGGAGUUGCGAGCUUUUGGAAUUGACCUUGACCAUAACCGUUUUCUUAUUCUUCAAGGAGAAGUUGAACAGAUUGCUAUGAUGAGGCCUAAAGCACUCACUGAGCAUGACACAGGUAUGCUCGAGUUUUUAGAAGACAUAGUUGGUUCUUCAAGAUUCAAAGAGCCUAUUGAAAAACUGUUUAAAAGGGUUGAGGAACUCAAUGAAGCCAGGGGAGAAAAACUGAAUCGUGUCAAACUUGUUGAAAAGGAAAAGGAUGAACUGGAAGGUCCAAAAGAUGCUGCAGUAGAGCACAUUAAGAUGGAAAAUGAUAUGACCCGGAAAGUUCAUGUUCUGUACCAGCAUAAUUCCCUCGAUUGUGCUCGCAUAAAACAAGAAGCAGAAGAAAAGAAAAAGGCCAUUGAUGAAGGUAUGAGUGAUGUGAAGAAAAAACUUGAGGAGAUUGAAGCUAUAAGAACUGAGAAAGCUGAAGAGAUCAAGAAAAUUGGUAAGAACUUGGAGAAAAUCAGUAAAGUAAAGGAGGAAUGCUCUGAAAAAUUCAAGGGACUUGAAAGUGAAGAUGUGAAGUUACAGGAAGAUCUCAAGCAUAAGAAUCAGAAAAGAAAGAAGACAAUUGCUUUGUUGAAAACGGAGAAGGACAAGCUGGAAGAACUGCUCCAAGUACCUGAGAAGAAUGAAAAAGAUAUUACAGAGUGUGAGAAGCUUCGUGAGGAUUUAGAAAAGCAAAGGAAGAAGGAAGAGGAGGCGUACCAUAAAGCUAUGACUACACUUAACUCAGAAACACAGCAGCUUCAGGAUGAAAAAGCGAAGUUUGAGACAAAGCUCAUCGAUUUACGUAAAGUUGUGGAUGAAACAAAGAGUGUUGUAGAUAUUGCGCAAUCAGAGUUGGAUAUUUACUUGAGCACAGAGCGUAAUGAGCAGAAGAAACUUGAUCAGAUCAAUACCGGUUUGGAGAAGGCUAAGGAAACAAUAGCAAGCAAGAGUGAAGAAAUGAAGAGAUUGGAGAAAGAAAUUCCCCAGAAAGAAAAACAACUCAAAGAAAGUACACAACGACUUCAGCAACUGCUUCCCGAGCAGCAGAGGGUGGAAGAAGAAUUGCGAACUCUCCGUUUAAAAUUGGAUGAAAAGAGAAGUGCGAUGCAGUCGUGUCGUUCUCGUGGUAGAGUUUUAGAUGCCAUAAUGGAGCAGAAAAGAAAUGGAAACAUUCCUGGUAUAUUUGGACGUCUCGGUGAUUUAGGUGGCAUCGAUGAAAAGUAUGAUGUUGCAGUUAGUACAGCAUGUGGAGCAUUGGACAAUAUUGUUGUAGAUUGUGUAGACAGUGCUCAGCAAUGUAUCAACUUUCUAAAGAAGAAUGGUAUAGGGACUGCUACUUUUAUAGCUUUAGAUAAGCAAGAAAGAUGGAGGGCUCAGUGUGAAAGACGCAUGCAGACUCCAGAAAAUGUACCACGUUUAUUUGAACUCAUAAGAAUGAAUGAUGAGAGAGUUAAAACUGCAUUCUACUAUGCAUUGCGAGACACACUUGUUGCAAAUGACAUGGACCAGGCUUCUCGCAUUGCCUAUGGAAAAGUUCGUCACCGUGUAGUCACUUUGAAAGGAGAACUGAUUGAAACGUCCGGCACGAUGAGUGGUGGCGGCCGCUCGGUGAAUCGUGGUCGCAUGGGUAAGCAGGCUGCCAUAGUUAAUAUUGAUCCAAGAGAAAUAGAAGGAGUAGAGACCACAGUUGAUCAGCUUACUCAACAGUCUGGGCAGCUCCGGAAAGAAAGGGCUGAACUUGACAACUUGAUCAGCCAGCUCUCAAGAGAUAUAAAGAUGAUGAAAUCUGAUCAUGAAAGACAUAAAAUGGCUAUUGAGGCUGCUGAACAACAGUUCAAAUCUUUCAAAGAACAAAUCAAAGUCCAAGAAGAAAAGGUCAAGUCUGUUAAAUCAGAUCCAGUUCAAGUGAAAAGCAUGGAAAAAGAUAUCGGUGAGAAGGUCAAAGUUUACAAGAAAGCUGCAUCAUCUGCCCAGGAGGUAGAAACUGAAGUCUCAAAAAUCCAUGCACAGAUUGUUGAAGUAACUGGUGGCAAGAUGAAAGGUCUAAAGAAAGCUUUGGAUACUGCUACGAAGAAGCUGGAGAAAGUCAUUGCCGAAAUUACUCGUCUUCAGGUAGCGAUUAAGACGGCUAAACGUAACACCAAGAAGACAGAGGAGAAGAUCGCUACCUUGGAAUCAGAAAUUAAGGAAUUAGAAGAUGAACUUAAGGGAAUGCAAGAAAAAAGGCAAGCAAUUGAAGAUGCAGCAAGUUUGGUUUUAAAGAAUUUGCAGGAAGUAACUCAAGAAGAGUUGGAGCUUAACGAACAUUUAAGCGAACUGAAAGGUGAGCAUGAAGAGAUUGUCAAAAAAGAAAACAAAAUUAAGGCAAGCCGAAUUGAAAUUGACCAAGAAUUGGAAAAGUAUGAUGGUAUUAUCAAGGAAAACAAAGCAAAAAUGGCACAUUGGAAGAAAUUGAUGAAUCGCUUACAACUAUCUGAGAUUCCCCUUGAAAAGGAUAAAGAGGAAGGGGAAUUGGCAAUAUUAGAUGAAGCUGCCCUUGAUGAAGUUGAUAUAAAGCAGUUGAAAUAUCAAAUAACUGUCUUGGAAGACAAACUUGCUCAAUCCAAACCUAAUUUAGCAGCUGUUCAAGAGUACCACAAAAAGGAAGAAAUUUACUUACUACGUGUAGCAGAGUUAGAUGAAAUCACAAGAAAGAGAGAUGAGCAGCGAAAAUACCACGAAGAUCUACGAAAACAGCGUUUAAAUGAAUUCAUGGCUGGUUUUACAAUUAUUUCUAACAAGUUGAAAGAAAUGUAUCAGAUGAUCACUCUAGGAGGUGAUGCAGAGCUGGAAUUGGUUGACUCUUUAGAUCCAUUCAGUGAGGGAAUAGUUUUCAGUGUUCGUCCUCCUAAAAAAUCAUGGAAAAACAUCACAAAUCUAUCUGGGGGUGAGAAAACCUUGUCAUCACUUGCACUGGUAUUUGCACUUCAUUACUAUAAGCCAACACCACUCUAUGUUAUGGAUGAAAUUGAUGCUGCGUUGGACUUCAAAAACGUAUCCAUUGUUGGCAAUUAUAUCAAGGAGCGUACCAGGAAUGCCCAAUUCAUCAUCAUCUCCUUGCGUUCACAAAUGUUUGAGCUGGCAGAUAGACUGGUAGGAAUUUACAAGACAUAUAAUGCCACUAAGUCUGUCACUAUUAACCCUAAUAAGUAUGUAAAUGCAGGACCAACUACUGAGAAAACAAAUGGUGCCUUGAAUCAGACAGCAAUUAUUCCUCCUGUGUUAACUGAAAGUAGAGGCUAAUUAGAAAGAUAAAAUUUAAUUGUAUAGUUUUAUGACUGAAUUUUCUUUAUAGUGUAUAGUUUUGUAGCUUUUCAUUUUCAUGGUGUAUAGACAUAAUAAAUAUAUGACUUUUA